AUGUGCUGGGUCCUGUUUUUUCCCCCCUUCUUUAGUGUGCCUUGCGCUGCGGUUUUCCGUCCCGAAGCCGGCCUGCUCUCGCCCUUCUUCGCGGCCGCACAGUUCAGCGAGCUUCGGCCCUAUCGCCCCCUGCUGGCCACCGACGGAACUACAGCCACGUCUCCCGGACAUGGCCUUUUUCCUCUUCGGAGUGCGCUCUCACUGAUUAGUCAGCAGUGCCUUUCAUUAACUGGAAAUUGUGAACAGACAACAUGUACAGAUCAGUGUCUUACUUCCACCACUUCUGUGUACACGAGUGGUAUAAAGUCUCCAGAUGUUACUAUGAAGACUUGCGGCACACCAGAGGUGUGUGUCAGUGGGAGCAUGAACCUGGGAGCGAUGAAAAUGGGCUUCAAUUCCAAAUGCUGCAAAAUUAAUAAUUGUAACAGUGAAACACUUCCAGCUUUACCCAGACAGUCUCCAAAUGGAAAAAUAUGUUACACCUGUGAAGGUGACAGCUGCUCAGGAACAGUGAGUUGUGAAGGAAAUGAAGAUCACUGCAUCACUGCAUCAGUUAAACAAGGAAGUAACACUCUGUCAAUGAAAGGAUGUGUAUCCCAGAUCUACUGUGCUGCUUCUGGACCCACAUCCAUGGCAACAAUCGGUGCAACAAGUGUAAAAUGUUGUGAGGGAAAUUUGUGUAAUGGUGCGGAGAUGUUCAAACUGAGUUUGCUUCUCAUGAUCGUCUCUCUGCUCUUCUUUUUUCUUUUUUAUUUAAAUCCCCACUAAUGGAGCAGCUCAUUUGAAUUUAGUUCAUUUGAUUUCUGUUUAAAGUUGACUGUGGUAUAUAUUGUCAUAUAAAGACAUAAAGAGGAAACGAUGAUAAUGAUGUAAAAGUUUAAAUAUUUUAGCAGUUUAACAGUCUAAAAGUACAGUGACUAUUACUGUCUUUUUCCUUUUUGUGGUGAAAAUUGUCACAUUUCAGUGAUUUCCACUUUUUUUUCUCUCUUUUCUUUUCAUUAUGACAACAUUAUUAGAUCUGUUUAUAAGCUUCUGUCUAAAAGUAGAAUCGUGAGCAGUGCUUGCCAAGUCAUGCUAACUGUAAAAAUGAUUUUGGGUCAAUAAAUAAUACACAUACAUUUUUUAAUAAUUACUUACAAUAA
Molecule: messenger RNA, 1142 nt
Organism: Clarias gariepinus (North African catfish)
Lineage: Eukaryota; Metazoa; Chordata; Actinopteri; Siluriformes; Clariidae
Product: urokinase plasminogen activator surface receptor-like
Exons: 6
Coding region: 1-768 (255 amino acids)
Source: RefSeq, a predicted model, not a curated record